AUGGACGAUGGCGAAAGCAGCAAGGCGGAGUUCGCAGCGGUCGACGGACCACCCAAUCGCGCGCGGUCAGGAAGCGCAAACAGCGGACACAAGCGAAGCCUCUCGGGCUCACUCCUCUCGCGACUUUCCUUUCUCCGCAUGAGCCAAGCGACACAAUCGGAAUCUGGAACACAAAGCAUGGAACAAGACGGCGACAGCGAGGACAUCGCGUCCUCCUCGAUAACCGCCGAGAGGACGGCUUCUGGCAAGGCCAUGUCGGCCGUUAUACAGCAGCAGCGACGGACACGACGACGGAGGGGCUCCUUGCGCAAGACGGCGCUUCUCGGGACGCGACUCGAAUCGAGGGAUAAGCGGGCGGCGGCGAGGUCUGCAGAGGUUAUUCGAGGGGAGUCCGUUCGACACCAUACGGACGAUGUUCCGCGCUCGUUACGGGAGCAAACGUCGCCUACGGACGAUUUCAAUGCGGCGAGUGGUAGCUUCGAUGACGAUGGCGCACCAGCGCAGCCUAGUUGGUUCAGCACAAAUACGGCGCAGAAGAUCAUUCGCUCCUCUGUUGCGCGCCGUCGGCAGGGAUUGCCGGCACACAACAAUAUGCUUGGUGAAGAGACGGGCACAGACGAUGAGGAACUCAUGUCUUUCCCCCGCAUGAGCGCAAACAGUUCCUCGGUUGGCCCUGGUGGCACCAACAAGAAUGCUUCGACAUCGGCACUACACAUACCUACUCAAUCCUCGGGCUCCGAGUCAUAUGGUUACCCUCUUUCAACGGAUGCAGCUUACCGGCCUGUGCAUCGCAAGUCGUCGCCUUUGGCAACUCACUCAGUUGAGAUGAAGAGCAACUCGGACAUAUCGUGGGACUACUCGGAAACGGAGUGGUGGGGCUGGAUUAUUCUCAUUGUGACAUGGCUGGUAUUUGUCGUGGGAAUGGGGAGCUGCUUCGAGGUUUGGAGUUGGGCAUGGGAUGUUGGCGAGACGCCGUAUGCGCCGCCCGAGCUGGAGGAUGAUCCCACUUUGCCAAUUGUUGGAUAUUAUCCUGCAUUGAUUAUUCUCACUGCUGUCAUGUCCUGGGUCUGGGUGGUUGUGGCAUGGGUCGGCAUGAAGUACUUUAAGCAUGCUAAUAUAUCAGGCGACGAUAGCUGA
Messenger RNA from Penicillium argentinense, 1137 nucleotides. RefSeq names its product PIG-Y family protein. The coding region runs from base 1 to 1137 and encodes 378 amino acids. The record is from RefSeq and is a predicted model, not a curated record. Lineage: Eukaryota; Fungi; Ascomycota; Eurotiomycetes; Eurotiales; Aspergillaceae. The transcript has a single exon.